CCGCUCUACAGAAGUUCGACCCUCAUCUAAUUCGAUAUGCCUCCAAAGCGCAAAUCAGCUCUGAAUCACCGUCUCGUGUCGGGGAGAGCAAAAGCUGCUCGCUUGAGCGCUUCGCGGGAUUUGCGAGGUGACAACACCCCCAGGGUGCCGCUGACAGUCAGCACAGCGCCAGCUCCAGGGACCAGCCGGGAUGAUACAGAGACAGGUAGGUCGCUUACUAAUGCUGCCAAUAGUAUACUUAUUCAGCCGGGUGUGUUACUCCCUGAUGUUUCACCUCCCUCCCCACGCGCUCCAUAUCCCGCACAUGCUCGUGUUCACUCUCUUAGUCCUAACCUAGAUCUACAGCCAACUGUCCAGCCCACUGGCUACCCCGAUACGCUCCAGCAGCGUUUCUUUCCCCCCAACGCCGGCUACCAGCAGCUCCAUGUGCAAACCGAGCACCUUGGCUCCCAUGUUAGAGCGUCUAUACGGGACAAAAUAUAUAAGGGGGAAUUCGUAGACCUGCGCCAAUUGCUGCCACCCCAAAAAGACGCGUCACAGGAAGCCGUUAAUUUUUCUAUGGAGCUGGACAGCUCCGGACAGGUGGUAUUUAGGCCUAAGCAGCAACCCUCACGGCCUCUGACCAUAGGCCAGUGGACGUCAGCUUUCAAUACCUUUAUAAGUAUUUAUGUUGAAAAGCACCAGGAUACGAACACUGUGCAGCAUUUGCUUGCAUACAUGGAGACAGUGCGGGGGGCAGCGGCACGCUUCGGGGGGGAUUGUUGGGCACAGUACGACAUUCAAUUCAGACAACGCAUGGAGCGUAACCCUACACGGCCUUGGGGCACCAUUGACGGCCAGCUGUGGCUUGAGUUAAUGCUCCCCAACCAGCGUCAACCCCCGCAAUCUGCCAACAGACCCCCUAGCAAUAAUCAGAACCAUAACCAUCGUGCCUACACUGCUGCACCCGUAUGUUGGGAUUUCAACAAGCAGGGUUGCCGAAGGCAGAACUGCAACUAUGUGCACAAGUGCCAGUCAUGCGACAGCAGGGGACACGGAGCCAGUAGCUGCUUUCAGCAUAAAGGCUCCAGGCCCAAACAUGGCACAUUUCCAGCGCAUGCUAACAAUAACCCCAUCAGCAACACACGCCAAUCUUGAACUAGCACCCUCACCAAUCAAAGUCUGCAACCUCACCCCAUGGCUAAUUUCUUAUCAACACAUUAAUUCAAAUGACAGUACUAUACUUCAGGAAGGUUUUAACCAAGGCUUCAGUUUACAAUAUACAGGCCCACCCGGUCCACGGGAUGCAAGAAAUUUAUCUUCUGCUAACGCUAAUCCUCAUAUCAUCUUGCAUAAGCUGACAAAGGAAAUAGAAGCAGGUCGUAUUGCUGGACCAUUCUCGUCACCCCCUCUACAGACCCUUAUAGUUUCCCCACUUGGCCUGGUUCCCAAGAAAACACAAUCCACAUCAAACACAGAGGCUGCCUUCCGCCUCAUUCAUCACCUAUCUUAUCCAUCAGGCCAGUCAGUCAAUGAUUUCAUUCCACAAGAAUUCUGCACAGUACAGUAUAACAGCUUCGACCAGGCAGUCGCCA
Haliotis rubra (blacklip abalone) is the source of this 1574-nucleotide messenger RNA. RefSeq lists its product as uncharacterized. NCBI's taxonomy places the organism in Eukaryota, Metazoa, Mollusca, Gastropoda, Lepetellida, Haliotidae. The record is from RefSeq and is a predicted model, not a curated record. Bases 37 to 1137 code for a protein of 366 amino acids. Gene Ontology annotation, molecular function: metal ion binding. The transcript has a single exon.